Phyllotreta striolata is the source of this 1188-nucleotide messenger RNA. Lineage: Eukaryota; Metazoa; Arthropoda; Insecta; Coleoptera; Chrysomelidae. The record is from the annotation of a GenBank genome assembly.
CUUGUGUGUUUUAAAGGUUAUGUUUUGUGUUGUUGUCUUGAAGUAAAACGAAGUAUUAAAGCUGCAAAUAUGUAUAAAGGAAUUGAAGCCGAUUCACCAGCAGAACUGGAGUCACAGUUUAUAUUACGUUUACCUGUGGAACCAGCUAGAGCCUUGCGGGAGGCAAUUCGAAGUAACCAUUCGUUAAAAGACAGGGUUUCUAUAAAAAUUGAUCACGAAAUGAUGAGACACGGUGAAGUCAGAGUAGAUCAUUGGUUAAUGCCUGCGAAGGUCGUUGAUUUGCCAACGAUAGUGGAAUCGCUCAAAACAAUUGACUCAAAGGGUUUUUACAAAACUGCAGAUAUUUGCCAAAUGUUAAUAUGUAGAGAUGAAGACGAUCAGACGCCGACAGAUGACGAUUCUCCUCAAAAGAAGAAGAAGGACCCUAAUAAGGUGGAUAAAAAAUAUCUAUGGCCCCAUGGAAUCACUCCUCCUGUUAAAAAUGUAAGGAAGAGAAGGUUCCGGAAGACUUUGAAAAAGAAAUAUGUAGAAGCUCCUGAAAUUGAAAAAGAAGUAAAGAGACUGUUGAGAAUUGAUAACGAUGCUGUUAGUGUAAAAUGGGAGGUAUUAAAUGAAGAAGAUGAAAAUAGAUUGAACAAAGGAACUGUUGUUAAAAAGGACACUACAGAACCAAUUAAAAACGUGGCCGAGCACGAUAUAUUUGGUGGUGCUGUUAGUGAUUCAGAAGAUGAAGACGCACACCUCAAUGUUUUAGAUGUUCUAGACGAGAACAGUCAAAAUUCCGGCGAAGACAGUCACCUUACAGAUUCUAAUUCUGUUUUGAACAACUCUGCCGAUUCAAAAUUACUCACUGAGUUUACCAGUGAAAUGUUUAGAGAUAUCCCGCAAUCUCCAAAUCUUAUGCAAGAAAUAGAUUACUAUCAACAAUCUACUUCUAGCAUGUCUUUUUCGGAUUUCAGAGGUUCCGACCAAAAAGUAGGUAUACAAGCCAGGGUGGAUGAACUGGAUGCCGAAAUUGCGGAUUUGAAAGCCAAAAGACAGCAACAAGAAAAUAAAAUCGAGAACAUAGAAAAUUUGGCGUUAAGACAGAGAUUUCAGGAUAGUCUGGACAGUUUACUUCAGGAGCAAUAUGAGAAAGAACAGGAACGUUAUGGGCUGAUUCAAUUGCAAAAGCAAGGAAUGGAAUGA